GGGAGCUCCAUUCCCAUGCCGUUUCAUCCCAGAAAGAAUUAGAAAAUCCCCCUAAAACCUAAACCAUCUUCGAUCUUCUCUCCAUAAACAAAAUCCAGAUCUUCGCAACAAUUAGACCAGCAUCCGAAUCUCUCUCUCUCUCUCCUCUCUCUCUCUCUCUCCAUAUAUAUACAUACACACAGACAUAUAUAUAUUCUCUUAUCUCCUAUCAAACGCGCCUAUACGAACCUUCUUCUCCAAAUCUCCAACACCGCCGUGAUUUGAGAGCUUUCUUCAACUAACAGGAAGAGGAAGUGUAUUUUUUUUUUUUAUGGGGAAAUCUGGGGGAAGGAAGAAGAAGGGUGGUUCAAACCAAGUUUCAGGGGAUAACAAUUCAACAACUCCAAGUGCUAAUGGCGGUGUUGAUUUGGACUCUUCGAUAUUUUUGAAGCGAGCCCAUGAGCUUAAAGAAGAAGGAAAUAAGAGGUUUCAGAAUAAGGACUAUGUGGGUGCUCUUGAACAGUAUGAUAGUGCUCUUAGGCUCACUCCCAAAACCCAUCCGGACCGGGCGGUUUUCCACAGCAAUAGGGCGGCUUGUUUAAUGCAAAUGAAGCCUAUUGAUUAUGAAACUGUGAUUGCGGAGUGCUCCAUGGCGCUCCAGGUUCAACCGCAGUUUGUCAGGGCCCUUCUUCGGAGGGCUCGGGCAUUCGAGGCGAUCGGGAAGUAUGGAAUGGCGAUGCAGGAUGUUCAGGUGUUGUUGAUGGCUGAACCGAAUCAUCAGGAUGCAUUGGAGAUUGCCCAGCGGCUGCGGACCGCACUUGGGCCUCGUCAGGAGGCGCAGCAAGACCUCCAUAGUCGCCCUUCCCCUGCUGCUCUUGGAGCUUCUGCAGUUCGUGGUGCUCCAAUUGGCGGACUAGGACCAUGUCUACCAGCACGACCAGUGCAAAAGAAGGGUUCUACUUCGUCAGGAUUAUCUGCUGCCUCGGCAAACAAUAAGGCAGAGAAACCUCCGACAGUUUUGCCUACUGAAAAUGGUUCUGAACCCAAGGCCCAAUUGGCAAAACUUGUACUCAAGCCUUCAAACAGUUCAACAAAACAUCCAAACUCAAGUAACCAAAAGGAAUUAUCGUCUUCUUCAUCAGUGUCAUUGCCGGCUCAUGCAGUAAUACGAUGGAGGUCAUUGAAGCUUGUCUAUGACCAUGACAUAAGACUAGCCCAAAUGCCUGUGAAUUGCAGUUUCAGAGUGUUAAGGGAAACUGUAACCAAGCGCUUUCCUUCCUCAAAGUCAGUCUUGAUUAAGUACAAGGAUACUGAUGGUGAUUUGGUGACUAUAACCUCUACUGGUGAACUUAGAUUGGCAGAGUCUAGUGCGGACAGCCAUGUUUCGAAAGAUCCUGGAACAGAUGAAGCAGAAUCAAUCGGGAUGUUGAGACUGCAUAUUGUGGAGGUGAGUCCUGAACAAGAGCCACCUUUACCAGAGGAAGAAGAGGAGAAAGUUGUAGAGAAUGAGGUGAAGGGAGAUGAGAACGGAUCUCAUUCCUCACUGGGAGAAUCUGUGUUAGAAGCUGAUGAUUCUGAAGUUGAUAAGACAGAGAAACAAGCUCCAAAGGAGAAACCAGUCGCCUCAGAAGAUCCUGAGUGCAAGGAACUAGAAAUGGAUGAUUGGUUGUUUGAGUUUGCUCAGCUUUUCCGCACCCAUGUUGGCAUCGACCCAGAUGCUCAUAUUGACUUGCAUGAGCUGGGAAUGGAGCUGUGUUCCGAGGCUCUUGAGGAGACGGUAACUAGUGAAGAAGCUCAAGGUCUUUUUGACAAGGCUGCCUCCAAGUUCCAAGAGGUGGCUGCGUUGGCCUUUUUCAAUUGGGGAAAUGUUCAUAUGUGUGCAGCGAGGAAGCGAAUUCCUUUAGAUGAAUCUGCUGGAAAGGACGUAGUAGAAACACAGCUUCAAACAGCUUAUGACUGGGUUAAGGAAAAAUAUUCCUUGGCCAAGGAGAAGUAUGAGGAAGCACUUGCCAUCAAGCCAGACUUUUAUGAGGGGUUACUGGCACUGGGGCAGCAGCAAUUUGAAAUGGCUAAACUCCAUUGGUCUUUUGCAAUUGCCAAGAAGAUAGAUCUAUCAAGUUGGGAUUGUACGGAAACGCUUAAACUUUUUGACAGUGCAGAAGAGAAGAUGAAAGUUGCCACAGAGAUGUGGGGGAAGUUGGAGGAACAAAGAGCAAAUGAACAAAAAGAUCCAAAUGCAAUCAAGAGGGAAGAAUUGUUGAAAAGAAGGAAAAAACAGGCGAGUGGAAAUGAAGGCGAAUCCUCUGGAAAUCAGGGCGAGAUUUCAGCAGAAGAAGCUGCAGAACAAGCAACAGUGAUGAGAUCACAAAUCCAUCUGUUCUGGGGAAAUAUGCUUUUUGAGCGAUCCCAAGUAGAAUGUAAACUGGGAAUGGGUGAUUGGAAGACGAAUCUGGAUGCUGCUGUCGAGCGCUUUAAGCUUGCUGGAGCUUCCGAAACAGAUAUAUCGUUGGUUCUGAAGAACCAUUGCUCCAAUGGCGAUUCGGCGGAAGGAGACAACAAGAAGGUGCAGACUCUAAAUAGUGUUGAUGAAUCAAAAAGAGAAUGAUGAGAGCAGUCAGGUGUGAUGAUAUAAUCAAUUUGCUGGUUUUCAUGAGAUACCUUCAUGUUUUCUUGUUAAUCAUGAGUGAGGUGGAAAUAGGAAAUGGGUUUUAUCAGCCAAAUGCUAGAAUACUAAAUUUUUUUUUUCUUUGGUUAUUUGAAUGUGGGUACCAAAUAUGCAAAUUGUGUACUCAAAAGAUUUUGGUCAUUUUGCUCUACAACUUUCAAGCUGACGUUUGCUCAACUUUGUUGCGAUAUUGAUUUUUGGUUAGUCAUACUUAUUCAAGAUCCAUGAGUUUUAUGAUUCGCCA
Messenger RNA from Morus notabilis, 2888 nucleotides. Its product is annotated as protein CLMP1. The transcript has 2 exons. The coding region runs from base 311 to 2584 and encodes 757 amino acids. Gene Ontology annotation, molecular function: protein binding. Lineage: Eukaryota; Viridiplantae; Streptophyta; Magnoliopsida; Rosales; Moraceae. The record is from RefSeq and is a predicted model, not a curated record.